This is a messenger RNA of Lachancea mirantina, 1989 nucleotides long. The record is from the annotation of a GenBank genome assembly. NCBI's taxonomy places the organism in Eukaryota, Fungi, Ascomycota, Saccharomycetes, Saccharomycetales, Saccharomycetaceae.
AUGUCGAUGUUCAAAAUUCCCUACGACAGAUAUCAAUUAAAUUAUCCCACAGCAAGCGACAUGACGCCAAUACGAGAGUCGUCUCGAGGAUACUUCCCUAAUACGGGAAUAACCGGAGGGGAGGCGGGAUCUACUGCAGAGCAGCAACAUUUAGGUAAUAUAAACCCAUAUGCUGCGUCUUUAUGGGGAUCGGAAAUAGAAUACAAAAAUGGCAUUAGAACGCUGCAAACAAAAAAUCAGGAGACUAGAGAUGCGCCAAAUCUCGAGAAACCUUCAGCGAGCACAAACGAGGACGAUACAGUAAAUCUAAGCACGACCGGCCAACCUGUUGGAAAUCGAUGUUCAAAUUACAGCCAAGGACAAGAGCAGCUUACGGGAACUCUAGCAAUUGAAGAUUUGAAAGUGGUCGCCUAUUUUGAAUCCUUGCGUGCGGUGGUCGAUUCUGAGCGUAAUUUCUCAGAUUGUCUCAGCAAGACAGAUAUGGUAUAUCGGCGUGAAAUGCAUCACAAUAAAAAGUUCACCAACAAACUCUUACGGAAGGGCACGUGCGAUGAACUUUUGCUCUUUGGAAACAUAGGAACCAUCUCAGAGAUCGGGCAAAAUUUUGUCAAAUCCUUUGAACGCCGAGCGCAUGAUUUAGGGGGACUCAGUUUUCAAACAGACCUGGCUUCUCAGGCUACCGAUUUGAGCACUGUAAAACAACUCGACGCUUCUUCGUUCUUGGAAACGUACUUGAACAAAAUGAAAUCUUCUUAUUUGAGCUACGUCAUAAGCUUCUACAAGCAAAUGGACCUGCUCAGUAAUUUAAAGCUUUCGAAAUCCUUGAUAUAUUAUAAAUGGUACUCUGAAUGUCUGGAAAAGGCUGACUUUGCGGAGCUAGAAACAAUAUUCCAAAUGCCACUUGAAAGGCCACAUCAACUGCUUGUCCUGAUCACCAAUAUUAUAGAAUGUGGAGAGGGUCUAAUACCGCCGGAGAGGACGGCACGACUCAGUGUUGUACGAGGUCGAUAUCAGGCUUUUGCUCGCGAAAUUGACGAAGCGCUGAUCAAUGACAGCAAAGAGACCUUGGUUCUACCUUCUACGUCCUGUACUUUGAGACCGCCUAGCAAUUCGGCGUCUUCCGUGUCCGCCUUUAGCUCGGUUUCAAAAUCCUCAAGUCGAUAUUCGGAUACAACAACAAUUAGUGGGCGCGAUAGAGAGUCAAGUUGGCCAUUGCCUCGUGAUAGAGAAGAAUGUGAUUUCCUUAAUGAAGUAACACUGAAUGAGUUGGUCGAUCGGUUCAAGCUUAUCGAUAAGCAUGUCACACUCCUUAUCGAUCGGUUUUCAGAUUUUGAUUUCGUCAGCUUGACCAAUGCUAAUCUCGCGCAAGCCAGAGUCUGGAGUCAAGUAAUGGAUUUCGAACCCCAGAGCGCAUUGCUACCGUUGGAUCCUAGCGUGAUGUCUGUGAGUGCGACAUAUAUCGAGAAGCUUUGUCAACAGCGCCAAGAAUUAGGGCUUCUAAAACUCCAGGAUCUCAAAAUACGAAUUUUAACGCCUUUGGACAGAGUAGCCAAACUGUGCUCCGUGGUGCGAACCAGAUUACAAAAUCUCAAGACGCUGAAGAGGGAAUACCUCGCCCAUUUGAGAAGCCACCAGGACAGGGACAUCAAGACCAAAAUCUUGAGUGACCAUUUCAAGAAGUUGCAACUCGAAAUUUUUAGCGAGCUUCCAGUUUUCAUCAGCAUGAUGAACAGUUUCACGGUGAAGCUGGUCGCCAUAUACACCUCUAUCCUGAUGAAUUAUCUGAAGAUCCUGUGUGGAGGCGAACGACUUCUCAAACGAGAAUUAGAGUUUAUGAAGAGCGGUGAGCGGGAAUUCGGUGAUCAUUUCGAUAUUUUACAGCUCUACUCGUCGUCAAGGUACUACACUAAGCAAGUUGUUCGAGAACAUUGGAGAUACGAUGAGAAUCCUAAAGGUAGUCGAAUAGUGCGGAAGCUGUUCGACUUGUAA